UUUUGCUGGUGGAAUCUCAACUCUUGCAACUUUUUCUUACGUUGGUGGUGCUGGUGUUCAUAAGAGGAGCUAGAUGUAAGCACAGCUGUGUAAUGGAGGUUAAUAAUGCUUGUGGGCUAGAGGUGGAAGUGACUGGGCAGAGCAACAUCAGGAAGGCCACCAGACUGGAAGAGCACAGCUGACCCCACACCAACUAGCGCAGCUGUUGAGUGGGAAGCAUGGAGGAAAGCAGGAAUGAGAAGGUGAACCAAGCCCACAUUCUCUUCGACAGAUUUGUCCAGGCCACAACCUGUAAGGGGACUCUGAAAGCUUUCCAAGAGCUUUGUGACUACUUAGAGCUAAAGCCCAAGGACUAUCGUUCUUUCUAUCAUAAACUCAAGUCCAAGCUCAACUACUGGAAAGCCAAAGCCCUCUGGGCCAAGAUAGACAAGAGGGGCAGCCACAAAGACUACAAGAAGGGGAAAGCAUGCGCCAAUACGAAGUGUCUCAUAAUUGGGGCUGGACCCUGUGGCCUUCGUACAGCCAUCGACCUGUCCUUGCUAGGAGCCAAGGUGGUGGUCAUAGAAAAGCGAGAUGCCUUCUCUCGCAACAAUGUGCUGCACCUGUGGCCAUUCACCAUACAUGACUUGCGGGGCCUUGGCGCCAAAAAGUUCUAUGGCAAGUUCUGCGCAGGAGCCAUCGACCACAUCAGUAUCCGUCAGCUCCAGCUCAUCCUCUUGAAGGUUGCCUUGAUCUUGGGAAUAGAGAUCCAUGUCAACGUGGAAUUCCAGGGGCUUAUUUAUCCCCCUGAGGACCAGGAGAAUGAGAGGAUAGGCUGGCGUGCACAGGUCCACCCAAAAACACACCCAGUGUCAGAGUACGAAUUUGAAGUGGUCAUUGGAGGAGAUGGCAGGAGAAACACUUUAGAAGGAUUUCGUCGGAAGGAGUUCCGUGGUAAGCUGGCAAUUGCUAUCACAGCAAACUUCAUCAAUCGCAACACUACAGCCGAAGCCAAAGUGGAGGAGAUCAGUGGCGUGGCCUUCAUAUUUAACCAGAAGUUCUUCCAGGAUCUGCGAGAAGCCACAGGUAUUGACUUGGAGAACAUUGUCUACUACAAAGAUGACACUCACUACUUCGUCAUGACGGCCAAAAAGCAGAGUUUGCUGGACAAAGGGGUGAUACUGCAUGACUACGCAGACACAGAGCUGUUACUCUCACGGGAGAAUGUGGACCAGGAGGCUUUGCUCAACUAUGCCAGGGAAGCAGCUGACUUUUCUACCAAUCAGCAGCUGCCGUCACUGGACUUUGCCAUCAAUCACUAUGGGCAACCUGAUGUGGCCAUGUUUGACUUCACAUGUAUGUACGCAUCAGAGAAUGCAGCGAUGGUGCGAGAGCAGAAUGGUCACCAGUUGCUCGUGGCGCUGGUUGGGGACAGUCUGUUAGAGCCAUUCUGGCCGAUGGGCACUGGAAUAGCCAGGGGCUUUCUGGCUGCCAUGGAUUCUGCUUGGAUGGUACGAAGCUGGUCUCAGGGAACUAGCCCUUUGGAGGUCCUCGCAGAGAGGGAAAGCAUUUACAGGCUGCUGCCUCAGACCACUCCUGAGAAUGUGAGUAAAAACUUCAGCCAAUACAGCAUCGAUCCUGUUACCCGGUAUCCCAAUAUCAACGUCAACUUCCUGCGGCCAAACCAGGUGCGCCACUUAUAUGAUACAGGAGACCUGAAAGACAUUCACUUGGAAAUAGAGAACUUGGUGAACUCCAGGACACCAAAGCUGACACGGAAUGAGUCUGUAGCUCGUUCCAGCAAACUGCUUGGUUGGUGCCAAAGGCAGACUGAUGGGUAUGCUGGUGUGAAUGUAACAGAUCUCACAAUGUCAUGGAAGAGUGGCCUAGCCUUGUGUGCUAUUAUCCACAGAUACCGUCCUGACUUGAUAGACUUUGAUUCUCUAGAUGAACGCAACAUGGAGAAGAAUAACCAGCUGGCAUUUGACAUUGCUGAAAAGGAGUUUGGAAUCUCUCCUUUCAUGACUGGAAAGGAAAUGGCAUCUGUUGGAGAGCCAGACAAGUUGUCAAUGGUGAUGUACCUCACACAGUUCUAUGAGAUGUUCAAGGAUUCCAUCCCUUCCAGUGAGACUCUGGAUCUGAACGCAGAAGAGAAAGCUGCGCUGAUUGCCAGUACCAAGUCUCCAAUCUCUUUUCUUAGCAAACUGGGGCAGAGCAUCUCCAGGAAACGAACUCCAAAGGAUAAAAAGGAGAAGGAACUGGAUGGUGCAGGAAAGAGGAGAAAGACCAGCCAGUCAGAGGACGAGGAAGGCCCCCGAAGCUAUAGGGAGGAGAGGCCCACACUUGUGAGCGCCCUGACAGAAAGGAGAAUUGAUGCUGCCAUCGGGAACCAGAACAAGGUGAAGUCCAUGGCAACCCAGCUGCUGGCCAAAUUCGAGGAGAAUGCACCAGUGCAGUCCACAGGCUUACGGAGACAGCCUGUCCUGCCUUAUCAGGAACGUGUUCACAACCAGCUAUCCUGCAGACAGCGAGAGCAGGGCCGCCUUGCUCCCAUACCUCAGUGGAAACAGCUGAGGACUAAGGAGCGUUCACGGACCUGCCCUAAAAAAGUGAUCAUGCUCUCUCCUUCCUCUUCUCCACCUUCCUCUCCAUGGUAUCCCAGCCAGCAGACAAACAGGGAGCCUGGUGCUGACCCCCCUGGGGAGCAGAGUCCCAGACAGGAAAGGAGAUCUCCUCAGGUUUUUUUUGGUGACCAAGUGCCUGAGCAAGCACUGAAUGUUGAGCAGAGGGCAUGUCAGCUGGCUGCCCUCCUGGAGCCGAGGCCGACAAUCAGGCAUCAGGUGACUACUGCCCACUCUGGCAGUCUGUAUCUGUUUGUAAGAGAAUGGGGUAAGGAGUGACUGCUGGUGUCAGCGGGAUAGAGGCGUGCACCAACUGUUACUUUACACCACCACAUUAAAGACACCAUAAUCAGCUCUUGUUUUGAGCAGUUGUUUACUCCACUUCUUUCCCUGCCAAUUCUUAACUCUUUUCUUACUUAUUGAAGAUGCAUAGCAUGUGCAGUUUCAUAAAGUAGAAUACAAUUGACAAGGAUGAUCUACGCCCAAGCUUCAGGGCAGUGCUGGUCACUAGCUCGGCUCAAGUCAUGCAGUGGCCCUCUGCUAGUACAGAGAGAAUUGCUGGGCUGCACUGUCCAUUUGCUUUUCGGGGUGGGAACAUUCACAUUUCCUUUUUCAGGCACUAGUCCAUGGCUCUUAAGGGAGCCAGUUUUGUGCCUAUGCUUCCAGUAAUACUGUUUCCAGCAGUAAAGCUGGCAGCGUGUGCAGUUUCUCUCUCUGCUUCUACCACAAAUUUAAAAGUUAUUUUUCUCCUCUCACCCACCUGUAUUCUCUGACCUGUGGGAUCCUGACACUUGGGACAGUAGCUUCUCUAAUCUCCAGCCUCCCCCCAUACAUGCUACCAUCCCAACAACAACGCAUACACAGUCACACCUGGGAGGUCUUCACCAAUACUUUUUGGCAAAGUAGGAAGCUUUUU
Molecule: messenger RNA, 3516 nt
Organism: Chelonoidis abingdonii (Abingdon island giant tortoise)
Lineage: Eukaryota; Metazoa; Chordata; Testudines; Testudinidae
Source: RefSeq, a predicted model, not a curated record